AUGGCUGCUUAACUGAGGGACUGCCUUAUUGUAAAAGAACAGUCUAGAACAACAGCACCAAUUGAACACAGUGCAGCAGCCAAAGAGAAGGAGCCACUAAAAAAAGAAAGGCCCGUGGGAAAAAGAGAGGAAACUGCAGGAACAGCCAGAACAAGAGCAGCAGCAAUAGAAAGCUGCUUCAGAGCAAACAACUUGACUCCUGAGGGUACAUACCUGUUGCAGUAUGAAGCUCCCUGGUGUAAAUACAGGGAACCUUACUUUCUAACCUUGCUAGGUCAUCAGUGCAGAAUCUCCUGUUACACUUGCUGGGAUAGAAACAGUGAUUUGGCCAGAAAUGUUCACAUGUAGACUUUGAAUUAAAUGUCAUAAAUGUAGGAGUGUUUUGUUGUUGUUGUUUUAAAAAAAGCACCCUCUCCAAAAUAUGUUGGGCUGGUUUUGCCUGCCUUUCAGUACCACAAAUAAACUAUGAAAGAAAAACUGUUGCCCCUGGCCAGAGAUACUGUGGUCAGAAGUGGAGCAUCAUGAUGCCACACUAUGCAAGGGUGGAAUUGCCACCACAUAUGGAAUGUACUCCUCUUCCGUCUGCUAUAUUUGUUUUAAAUUUCCACUGAGGUUCUUGGCCACUGCAGGAGAAGCUAGUGGCAUUUCACAAGUCAUCUGUUCCUUAUACUACCAGUACACAAUUAUCACAUAACUUCUCACCUCAUUGUUCACUGCAGGGAAAUCUGAGCAUGUUUUUGAAGGCUUGGGGCACGGGGCAAAAUGCCCUCAGGGAUCCCCUUAAUAUAGCAGGUUGUGUGAGAGAACUGAGGUGAGGCCUGCAUCUACCUCUCCCAUGGCACCAACUUAGAGGAGGCUGUUGCAAGUGUCUUUUCCAUUUUGCUCUGUAUUGCAGUUCUGUAAAAAAUACCAUAACAAAUAGCUAACAGUUUGUGGGCUUUUUGUGGCAAUGAAAAUCUUUUGCCUGAGGCAGCUGCCUCACUUUGCCUAUUGGUAGAGCCAAUCUUGCACCCUGCAAAUACCAGCAGCACCCUCCCCUCCCAGGCUCUCAUCUGUUCAGAAAGAGCUGUGACCUGCUGGCCUGGUCACCCAGGAUCACCUAACCUCCCUCAAGUCAUUGGCUUCCUUUUUAGAAGGGAGAUGGGUGGUGGGUGAGCAAGCAGGUGGUGAAGAAAGAUGGAGGGAGUCGCAGAAAGAAGUUCCAUUUCUGUUAGUAGUGGUCCCCCUAUUAAAGCACAGGGGAAUCUAGAAGAUCUCUGACCAUUGUAGUAAUUGAAGCAGGGUCUGGGUUUUGAACCCCCUGUCCCUUAACCUUGACUUAAAGAAACCAAUUUUUCAUAAAAGCUAAAGUUGAGGGGCCAUGUGUCAUUGUCACUUCUGCUCUCAAUUUUCCUGGCAUAUGACACAAAUCCUUUACAGAGAAUUGUUGUGUUGACAACCUGUUGAAGGAGUAGAUCUCUGAGAUUUUGAAGAGGUGAAGCCUUACACAGAUGUUUUUAUUGUUGCAGUUCCUUCCUUUGGACAAGGCUACAAUCAAGGCUUGUACAGUACGUGUAAAAACUGUGAGUCCUCAGCAUUUGUGAAUUACCUAAAAUGGUGAACUUAAAAAAAAUAUGUACUCCUCUGGGGGAAGAAGGUUAUAUGAAAAGGGCACAACAAGGACACAACAUAUACCGACAGCUUUCUUGUAAAGAGAUUCCACUUUAGUAUGUACAUGUGGAAGAUAGAUAAGGUUGAUGAGAAGAACAAUGCUGACAAACAGGGGUCUGGAGGAUAUGCCCCGGAAAACUGCUUUGCUGUAUUUAAAAUAUACAUCCCAGCUACAAUAUGAAAAAGUGGAUCUGUUUCAGGGGUUACUGGAUUGAAGAGAAAACCUGAUGGGCUGCAAAAAGCACAAAAGCAUGUUGAAGAAUUAAGAGGGAAGUAUAGUGUGUUUAUAUUUGAUUUCCAAAAAUGUUAUAACUGGAGCUGCACUGAAUAUUUGCCAGUAUCGAUUUUAAAGGCAAGAAUAGCUGUUCCAGUGGAGUGUAAAUAUCACCUGAUAAAUUUAUUAAUUUUUAAAGUUUUGAAACAGCAAUACUAUGGAUUCAUUUUCUUUCUCGAUUUUGAAGUAGUCACAUGAGAAUAACUGUCAGGAAUCGCAGCAUGACAUCACAACACUAUGCAGCCAAUCAUGUCUGGCUAUGUGAUUUUAUCACUGAGGGCAAGUGAGGUAAAUUUAAAUGGAUAAGGAAACAUUUUAGCAGAUAAUAUAUAUAUAUAUAUUAUGGCUGAAAAAGAAUCCAUUUUUUGUUAUGCAAAAUGGUCCUGGUUAAUUUGGGGCAACCCAACCUGGGGCAGUACAGGGCUCUCUUGACCCAACUUGGUCAAAGCUGAGAUCAGCUUGAAUUGGCCAAAUUUGGUUUGGAAUUGGGAUUUUGGCCAAAUCUGAUGCAUAGUCUUAUUAUAUUCCUGCCAAAUGAUGGUUAAAAUCAGUGCUGUUAUGAAGGGUUCAGCCUGCCAUAUUGAUUCAAAAUGGCAUCUGAUGGUAUUCGAACAUAGGCUCAAACUUACUCUAUGAUCUCAGGAACCAUCAUGCCACAUUGGGGAACGAUAUCAUCUUCAAAGGUGUUCAAAUCAUUGCAGGUGGCUCACUUCACCAUCUUGAGUCAAAAUGUAGUCUGAUAGUGUCCCAGCCUAGACCAAAAUCUACUACUUGGGAACUGCCAUGCCAAUUUGAGCAAUGAUAUCUUAAGUGGUGCUGUUUGGAAUAAUUUGGCCCACCACCUUGAUUCAAAAUGGUGUCUGAUGGUGGACUUACAGAGGAGGAACAUGGCAGACUGAACAUCUUCUGUUGGCAGCUCGCCGAUGGCGAUAAUUGCAUGAUGCUUAAUGAUAGCCAAGCCAUAAAUCUUGGCUAUUAAAUUCACUCUGGUAAAAUAGAGUGCACAAGGGAUUAACCCACUCCUCCACCUCAGGAACCAUCAUGCCAAGCUGGGUGACAGUAUCUUCAGAGUUGUCUAAAUCAGUUUAGAACAUUUCAGUCGGACAUCUUGAAUCAAAAUGGCACCUAGCGUCCAAACAUAGAUGAAAACUGGCCCCUUGUCAGGUUAUUUCAGGGCCAAAAUGGUUGCUUAACAGGCCAGUUUGGUCUGCUUAAGUCAGGCCAAAAUGGUUGCUUAACAGAGGAACAGCUUUAUUCUUGUUGCUUCUGUAAAGUAACCUAGCAAGGGGCCAGUUUUCAUCUAUCACCCAGUGAUGCCAUCUGAUUGAUGGAUGAUGCUUUAGGGGAAAUGGCUUUGCAGGCCAAAUUAGACCCCUUAUUGGGUGAAGAUUGGCCACGGCCAAACCCCUGAUUUAAAUGAACAGAGCUCCACUCAUGCAGAAGCUCCAAGGAUGUAAAGAGGCAUGCAUGUGGCUCUGGAUUAAGUUAUUUUAUUUCAUAUAAUUAAAUUAUUAAGACACAAAUAUUAAAUAAUCCAAAAGAUUUGGAGCUUUAUAUUACUAUCUCCAAGGCUAUUUAUAUGUUACCAAAUGAGGCAAGUAAAAACCAAGUUGAUGAAAAACUUGUAGUUGAAAGACUUUAAAGAUUCUAUCAUUUUUUCAGUGCUAUUUUUGAAUAAGAGGUGAGAAUAAGAUAACUAGUUUCUGAAAAUACAAGAAAUCUUCAUUUUAUCAAAGCAUCCAUCUACUCAAUAAGACUCUUCUCAGAAGAUGGGACAAUCUGUUUAAGUAAUACACAUCUGUAGUUUGCUAUAAAAAAGACUGCUAGAGAAUGAAUAAAUUCACCAGGGAUAUAUAUGAUGGAGAACACAAAAUAUAUAUUUUACAACCAACUAAAUUCUACUUGGGUCUCAGUUUACCCAGGAGAAUUGAACAGCCGUAUGAUUAUAGAAUUUUAAAAGAGGCAAGCAUAAAAAGUUCAAACCUAUCUCCCGUACAUCCUAUAAAAGUUAGGAAAUUCAUGGCCCCUUUAGUAGCUACAGAGCCAAAACCACCGUAAUCCUCAGUUUGAGUCUGAAUUGUUUUCAAUUUGUAAUCUGAAUGAAAGAAGAGGUUCUUAAUUCCAGAUGCCACAUUUUUGGCUAUACAUAAGCUGAGGUUUCUUAGAGCAAGGGUUAUAUCAUGAUAAGUAUUUUUGAUUUUUUGCAGGAUUCCCUGGGUACUUACUGAAGUGCUGGAUAUAAAUCCAUGAAAUAAAUCCAUGAAUAUGUACAUACAUGCAUACAGGGACAGAGCUUUGUUCUUUCAUUUUCCCAGCAGUCAUCUGCCCCUUUUCUAACAUUAUUUAUUUCAUUUGUGUCCCAAGUCCAAUUCAGAGUAAACCCAUAAAUUCACAAGCAGAUUCUAGUUAUUUCCAGAAUUUGGUAGAUCUCGUGUAAGAACUUUCAAGAACAACACCAACUUGGAAACUGUUAACUAGAAGCAGGAGAGGCUAUAUGCAGCGAGGCAGGGGACAGCCCAUCAGAUAUUUGAAGAUGGUCUCCUCUUCUCCAGGCUAAACAUACCCAAUGCCCUCAACCAUUCCUCAUAAGGCUUGGUUUCCAGACCCCUGGUCAUCUUAGCCACCCUGCUGUACACAUGUUCCAACUUGUCAUAACUCUCCUUAAAUUGUGGCACCCAGUACUCUAGGUGUGGUCUGACCAAGGCAGAACAGAGCACUACUAUUACCUCCCCUGAUCGGGAUACUAUACUUACGUUGAUGCAGCCUAGAAUAGCAUUAGCCUUUUAUGCUUCCUGUGUACCCUGAGUGAUGCAGAUUCUCUUAAUGGGCAGCCUCAAAUAACCUUAUCCUUCCUCUUCACCCAGGGUCUUAAUGCACAUUUCAUGUGCUCAUGGCCAGCACCAGCAAGCACCAUUCUUGGGCAUAUGCUGAGGUCCCCACAAGCUCCACUCCCACUGCUAACACUAGCCUAGUUUGGGCAUACUUUUCCUUCCUGGUGCUGACAGGAGCAUAAUUACAGCAUUGCAUUGUGGGGGAUUUAAUGGCAGUGCCAGCAGGUUUAGCCACAUAAGCCCAGUGCUCCGGUGCUACAGCUGGCCUCUUGCUGCAACUUACCACCUGACAAGUCUGCUGUGGGGUGGGGAGUGACCUACUGAGGGCACUUUGCCUCAGAUCUGGAAUAUUCUUUGCUCUUGUUCUGCACAUAUGUUUCAAGUACUGAACAAAGUGGUAUCUGCAGUGCAUGCCAGGAUGUACGUCUUUAACCUCGGGAAACUAAGUAUUCAUUAAACCAGUGAAGCAAUAUAUGAACAGAUAUCUCUAGCUAUGUUUCCUACUGAGUUAAUACUUCUGUGCUAUUGACCAUGCCCCAAGAAAAGACUAGAAAAGAACAGUUCAAGAAACCGAGCUUUCUAAAUGGCCUGCAGUUGGCUCCUUCUCCCAAAUAUUUGGGAGAAAAGACUAUAAACUCCUGCUAUUUGCACUGCAUCCUAAAAUUGAGUAUCAGCCAACAAAAACUGGCACAAGUUCAUGGAUGUCACACAGGAGGCACUGGGAACAUGAACUGGUGUGAAAGCCUGAAGGAGCAAAAGGGAAUGCAAAUGUAGUAGCCAGAGAGACAGAUUUACAAGAGGGAUACAAGAGAUCUUGGUAAAUGUGCUCAAGAGUCUAAGUUAGGCUGGUGUUUGACAUGACUUAGACAGAAGGGAGGGAACUAAGUGAGAGGAGAAGGAAAGUUUGAGAAAAGAACCAAACGGGGACAGAAACAGUGUGUUGAAUGCAUAUACAGCUCCAUAGAUUAUUGGAUGAAACGCAUAAUCUAGCCCCAUUUCAAUCUGGCUUCAAGCCUGGGCAGCUGGGUGGCAGGGAAGGGUAGAGAGAGGAGCAGAGGAAGCAUGCUACUGCUGCUGAUUUUCAGUUAUUACUUCUUCUUUUUAAGAAAGGAUAUUCACUUCAAUAACAUACAAGAAUAAAGGAAGAAAUAAAGACAAUACAACUGAAUUAAAAUUAAACAUACACAUAAACGCAAAAUGCAAAUUAGGGUUGUUUCAUCGACAAUCCUUUAAAAGAAUUGUUGUUGUUAUUGGGAGUGAAGGUAGUAAUAUUCCUCCCUAAAUUUUAAUUAUGUUAUUUUAUUGCAUAUAACAAUACAAAUGUUUGAGAUACAGAAGACAAACAAUUAUUGAUUCCAGUUUCUUACCCGCCCUUCCCCUUAAAGCCCCAGGGUGGGUUAUAACAAUUGAAGCAAACCUGAAUGUUAAAAUGCAAUAACGUGCAAUGUUAAAAACCCACUUAAAGCAUCUCUGCACACCCUACACUGUCACCUCUGAAUGAACUCAGAAACUCUUUGCUGUUGUCUGGGGCCCAAGUCCAGACCAUAGAAGAGAAAGGCAAACAGAAGUGUAUGAGGUCGGAUGCGAAGGAACUAAGUGGAAACUUGGACAAAUACUGGAAAUGGUUGUAGUGACUGAGGUAAAAUAAAGUGAGGACAUGGGAAGGAAGAAAGCCAGCAGGAAACCAGGUCUAGGUGCGGUGAGGUACAAUAAACAGAAAACACCAGUCCAUAGAGUACUCUAUGGGGGACUGUUUCAGGCAUACAGCUUGCAACUUUCAUAAAAUAUUGCUUUUCUUACUGUAACACCUCAACCUUCUUCUUUCCCCCCCAGCUAUAGUGAAGAGAAUGGUUGCAGGGGAGAAAGCCUCCUUCAUCUGUCACUGCUUCUUGGGGACCCCAUGAAGUUAGUUCAAUUUACACCUUUUACCACUGCAGCAGAGUGUUUCAUUGACUUGCAGAAGCUCUGUCCCAGAGGCAAUAAAAACCUAAAUUGCUGCAGAAACCAGGCUGUGAAAUAGCCCUGCUGGAACUCCAAGGAGCUUCAUUAGUGUGAUGGCUGCUAUGGGAAGUCUGUGCAUGCUGACAAGCAAAGCGUCCCAAAAGCCUGAUAUUUAGCUAUUGCCUUUGGCUAGGGAACAACACCAUUUAUGGUGGUGAUCUGUGAUUUCCCCAGGAUAGAUGGCAAAAAUCGCAAGGCUUCCUAACUGUCUAAAUAUAUUCCUGAGAUUUAGGAGUAGGCUUGUCCAAAAUUUCUCCAAGGAAAAUAGGGAUGUCCUAUUCUAUAAUGAGGGACGUGGGUGGCGCUGUGGGUUAAACCACAGAGCCUAGGACUUGCUGAUCAGAGGGUCGGAGGUUCGAAUCCCCCACGAUGGGGUGAGCUCCCGUUGCUUGGUCCCUGCUCCUGCCAACCUAGCAGUUCGAAAGCACGUCAAAGUGCAAGUAGAUAAAUAGGUACCGCUCUGGCAGGAAGGUAAACAGCGUUUCUGUGCGCUGCUCUGGUUUGCCAGAAGCGGCUUAGUCCUGCUGGCCACAUGACCCGGAAGCUGUACGCCGGCUCCCUCGACCAAUAAAGCGAGAUGAGCGCCGCAACCCCAGAGUCGGUUACAACCGGACCUAAUGGUCAGGGGUCACUUUACCUUUUUAUUCCAUAAUGGUGAUGGUGAUAAUUUUACUAUUUAUACCCCGCCCAUCUGACUGAGUUGCCCCAGCCACUUUGGGCUGCUUCCAACAUAUAUAAAAACAUUAGAAAACAUUAAACAUUUUAAAAAUCCCCAUACAGCGCUGCUUUCAGAUGGCUUGGGGGUUGGAUAACUCCAUACCCUCUAACAUUUCUCUGAUGAAAAUAGAAACAUCCUAAGGAGACAUUCUGGGAUCAAGUCAGAAACCAGGUUGGCUUCUGUAAAUCCAAGACUGUCCCUGGAAAAUAGCGACACUUGUUGAGUCUGGAUUAAGCAUGAAAGUGUAUCUAUAUCAAGCCAGACACAAACUCAUAAUAAUAUCUGCAACAGAAAUAGUUAUCCUCGUCUAGGUAAGAAUAUGGAGGAAUCUAAAUCUGAAUGCGAUAUAUUCCGAAAGAACUAGGGAAGGGAAGGGAAAUGGAUUGCUUUUCAACAUAAUAAUCCCAGAGCUAGGCAUUAAAUGCACACAAAUAUCCUCUUUGGUUUCAUCCCAAAUCCCUUCGACCUCCUGCACUGAACCUGAAGCCCAGACCCAGAAGAAGAACAGUGUACUUGGGUCAAGUAGUACAAAAAGCCCAAAGCUUUUGGAGCCUCUUGGCGCAAGUAGUCAUUCUGGCAGCUCAGGGUUUCUUGGCACAAAAUGCACUUCUUUCUUUCUUUUCCCCGUCUCUUUCUUGGCCUAGUGCUUCUGUCCAGCUUUCCUAAUUUUCUGACAUCUUGAAAAUGUCAGUCAGUUGCUUUCAGUUUAUAACAUAUUUCAAAGCCUAGUUACUCAGCCGUGCAACAACAGAGAUGCUUAGCUUUCAAAGCUGAAGAUAGGGAUUUGUACAUGUGCUGAAUGGUCUUUAUUUCCUAGAGAUGUCUGCACUUUCUCUUGCCUCAGACUUGCCUCUUGCUUAAAACUCCAUUACUUUGCCUUUCUUUGCCUGCCAGAGGGGACUUUCGCUAGGUAAUUCCUAGCAAAGUGUGCUACUAAUCAAUGGACAGAUUCCAAAGACACAUUCAAGCACAACCCUGUACAUGCAUGAGACACAGUUCUCCCUUUCUCCAAACAUAUUCAGUGAACAUACAUAUUAAUGAGUACUAUGUGCAUAUUUAAAAGCCAUCUCCAAUUUCCCAUCACCCUCUGUGAUGGACAACACUGCACAUGUACACAACCACACACCCUUCAGUUUACAUGUCACCAAAGUUCUUUGUUACUUUCAGAAAACAGGAAUGCAAAUUGAAUUGCCUUCCAGCUUAGAAUGUAAAGCAAGACACUGAGUGUUGGUUAUUUGUUCAGCUGACAAGUUACUGAAAGAUUUGAGGUUGGAUUAUUAUAUUCACCAUUAUUUUAUUUAUAUAACACAUUUUCUACAAAUUUGUGCUCAGAGUAGUUUACAGCAGAAUAACAGGCCAAAGAAAUACUAUAAUAACCAUGCUACAUGAUUAAAAUCAUAAAACUAUUUGCAAUGCUAAAUUAACAAUCUACUAAUUAAUCAUUAUUGUUGAUCAAUCAUUAACAAGUCAUAUAAAAUGCAUCUAGAAUAUUAAACAUAAAGCACACAGGUCAAGUAAUAGAGUGGUACCUUGGUUUACGAACUUAAUCUGUUCCAGAAGUCCGUUCUUAAACAAAAGCGUUCUUUAAACCAAGGUGUGCUUUCCCAUAGCAGUGGGGGACUCAAUUUAAAAUUGAACACACUCAACAGAAACCGGAACAUGUUCUGCUUCCAAGGCAAAGUUCAUAAACCAAAACACCUACUUCCAGGUUUGCAGCGUUCUUAAUCCAAGUUGUUCAUAAACUAAGCUGUUCUUAAACCAAGGUACCACUGUAUCCCCAAACAGCCAAAAAGCUAAUGACAGUAAUCACUGCAACUAGCAGCUGUAUGUGUGUAAGCUUUUAAAUAUUAAUUUCUUUACUCCCAGUGAUAGUCAUAGGGAUGUCCCGGGUGUUCAGAUACCCUGCUAGAAUACUUGUGAGCAAGAUUCAGGUAAGCAAAGCCCUAGCCUCCUAAAUCUUAUGAACAACAGUCCCAAGGUGCUGAAAUUUACUUUGACCAAUAGGAAGGAGGAGGCAGCUGCAGGUGCUCUGCAGGGCUGGUUUUUUGUUUUUUGUUGUUUUUUAAAACUGAGGAUACGAAUGGGAUUACCAGACCCAGACUCAAUAAUAGAAAACCGGCACUCCUCCGUGCAUCCCAGGAGAAGAUCAUUUAGCUUUUUAAUCUUGAGGAUUGGCCUCACAAUCUGAGCAUGUCUAGCAUUGCUAACUGUGUGUAUUUAACUAAAAUCUAAACUCUAGAUCAAGGAAGGGGAGCCUGUAGCAUUCCAAAUGUGGAACUACAACUUCCAUCAUUUCUGACCAUUGACCAUGCUGGCUGGGGAUGAUGGGAACUGUAGUCCAAAAAUAUUGAGGGCACCAAUCUUGGUGAAGGCUGCUUUAUUCUUUUUCCAGAAUUUUCAAACAAAUGCUCCCCAUGUUGCAACUUAGGAAGUUUCCAAGUGUCUUCCACCCCAUCUCUGACACCCAGACCAACUCACUUUCAAAUUAUGCCUUCUGGCAAAGCUGGGCUGAAUUUCAUGGAAGGCUGGGCUGAGUUUCAAAUGAAGCUGAGCCAAUUUAUAAUUUAUAUUUCAGUUUAUUGUUUGGAGGGUUGAAAUCAUGAGCAGCUUCAAGCCUUCGCUCAGUACAGCUUCAACCUGAAACCAGGCAAAACCCAGACAUUUUGGCUGAGUUUCCUGAUCAGGAUUUGUUUGAAAUUCAAAAGCAUUGAAACUUUGGUAUGGGGUGGGGGGAGUCCUUCAGAACUGAAAGCUAUAAAAGGUUUUGCAAGGCUUUCUCAGUUAAUCCAUACCUCUGUAUUUCAUGUUGCUAGUUAUAUUAUAGAUUAUAUAUCCUCAUAUAAAACUGUGGUUCAGAUUCAUAUGAGAAGUAGUUGGGGCAAGAAAUUCAUUUGUUUGCAUUAUCAAGCAUAAAUCCAGGUAUCCUUGAUCCCCUUUCUUACAAGUGGAAUAGCCACAAAUGAGGAUGGGAUUUCAGCGAAGGAGAACAUCAUUGCUCAGUUUCAUAAUUGUAUUAGGAGGGUGGAAAAUUGUUUCCUACAGGUCUAAUUGGUUGGAAAUUCUUUCUCCUGCAGGAAAUGAAAAAGUUCAUUGUUCUUGAGAUUGGUGUAUAUAUCCUAUUAGACUUGCUCUUUUUACCUCAGCUACCUCUGGCAUUGAGGAAACUGAAACCCAUACCAUAAGAACAUAAGAAGAAUCUGCUGGAUCAGGCCAAUAACCCAUAUUAUCUAGCAACCUUCUUCUCACAGUGACCAGCCAGAUGCCUGUAGGAAACCCACAAACAGGACCCAAGCACAAUAGCUACUGUGGCUUCCAGCAUCUUAUAUUCAGAAGCAUUACCUCCUCCAACUGUGGAGGGAGAGCCCCGCCAUCAUGGCUAGUAGUCAUUGAUAGCCCAAUUCUCCACGAAAUUGUGGGAGUGAGUGCCAUAGCUUAACAAUCCGCUAUCUGCUUGUGCCACAUUAUGAUUUGAUUGACCACAGGUAGCAUUCUUUUGUUAUAAGCAGAAAUAUAUGUUUAGGUGUGCAAGGUCAUGUCUCAAUGCAUGGAAAUAAGCAAAUUCUCUUUCCAAUAGUAUUACUUAAUUCAAUAUUCUUUAAUGCUAUAAAACCUAUACUGCAUGUUUUGCUCCCUAAUUGGUCAUGUCAAAUGGGGAAAGUCUACUAGAUGGCAAUAGCCAUGUUAAAACCAGUUUAAUAAUAUUAUACUGUACUAGCCUUCAGAACAGCAAAGCCACCUUACUAAUGAUUUCAUGUUCCUUUUGCCAGCGUGGUGUAGUGGUUAAGAGCAGUGGACUCGUAAUCUGGCGAACCGGGUUUGCGUCUCCGCUCCUCCACAUGCAGCUGCUAGGUGACCUUGGGCUAGUCACACUUCUCUGAAGUCUCUCAGCCUCACUCACCUCACGGAGUGUUUGUUGUGGGGGAGGAAGGGAAAGGAGAUUGUUAGCCGCUUUGAGACUCCUUAAGGGGAGUGAAAGGUGGGAUAUCAAGCCCAAACUCUUCUUCUUGCCAAUAGGUAAAUAUCAGCUGGUUAUGUAUAAAUAGUAGUAAUCCAGAUAAGAAGUCCUCUUAAGGAUGAGUAACUGAUAAAAAUCAGGAAACAGAAGGUGGGGAUAACUAGACAGUUUUCUUAAUGGAAGGAAGGAAGUGAGUGAACCAAUAGCCAUGUUAUUUACUUUGCAGAAAUCUCAAGCAGACUGUAAAGAGCUGCAAAUAGAUCUCUACAAACCGGGCGUAAGAGUAGAUGUAGUGCAGUAAAAGAGUAAUGCAUUUGGGAUUAAAAUAAAAAAUAAAAACACACACACACUAAUUGAGUCUAAACUUUCUUUGUCUACCCAAGAAAAAUAUAUUGGGUUCUGGACAAUAACUCAUUGAAAACAACAUCUCACCACUCAGUGGUCAUCACCUCCAUGUCCCAACUGUGAGUGUAUGAAAGCAUAUGGUUUGGCAGUGUUGGAAUGAAAACAGAUUGCUGAGUUAGGUGGAUCCUAGUGAGAUUCAGCAAGACAACAAUUAUGGUCUUAUGUGUGCUUAGAGGUGAAGGAAAAUAUAUUUAAUAUUUAACCUUGUCUGUCUGCAGGUGGUAAUGGGUAAAUUCUGAGAGAGGUGCAUGGUGUAAACUACAGAUUAAUAUGAAUAGUCUUCCCAAGCUAUUACUCAUGCAGCUGUGUGACAUGAAUUCUGAUGUGAAAUGAGACCUAGAUGCUCUUUAGACUCUACACUGCAAUUUCCUCUGUCCAGUCACCAUGCAUCUGCUCCUGUUUUUAGGGUUCUUUUUUGCAGUCUGGCUCUGACCUCAAUAUUGCUAAUUUUCAGGAGAAUAUUAGAACUUGGAGGUGGUGGGACCACUUUAAGGUUCCUCAUGAUAUAACAGGAGAGUGUCUGAAUCCUGGUUCUGAGGUAAUUAUACUGCAUAUAUAUCAUAAACAUGGCUGACUAGAGGUUUCUGCAGUCUUGGAAAAGCAGCUACUCACCCACCUUCCUCUUCACAAGCCUGUUGUUGACCUUGCCCCCUUUCCUACAAUCAAGCUGGAAUUCACAAGUUCACACCUUGUAGUUGCUCAGUCCAGAGACUUUUAAUAAUGGCUAGGUGUUGCCAGAUUUGGGGCCCAUUUGGAAAUAUUAUUAAUGUGAAUGAUCCUGGUGUCAGCACAGUUGUAGUACUCAAGACCUUUACAAUGAGUUGGAUCUGCUGCUCCAGAGGUGAAUGGCCAGUAUAUAUUUUCAUAUAGAAGCUAAGCUGACUGACACCUUUUCAGCCAUUUCCUGAAAUGCUUUUAAAACAGAGAGCAGCACAGGAGGGGUUCAGGUGAGAGAACUCUGUGUCUUAACCAUUUGCCACUUUGUCAACUAUAUAAGCAGCCUAGAGAGAUGGAACAAGAAGAGGCCAUUUCCCCCCUUGGAUUUGGCUGCACAAAAGGUUAGUCCAAUAGCAAUUCUCCUCUGGAGGUCUAUAUACAGAACCUGUUUAAUUUGUAAAUGAAGGGUUUUGGCAGACUUUCAACACUUAGACCUUGUGCCUCCUUUAAUUAAUUGCAUCAUCAGUAUACAAAAUGUCAGAAUAGGGAUGUGCAUGUAACGCCCCCUGAGAAAUUUCUGCAGUUUUAUCUAAACUUCUUUUGUUUUGCAAAAGAUAGAUAAACCAUUGGAUGUUUCUCCUUAGCAGGAACUGCAAAAUUUAUCUCAAAUUUUCACUUUAGGUGAAACGCUGUGCCAAAUGUUAUGAUACCCCAUGAGAAAUGUCAUUCGUCAUUCCUGAAAACUUUUUGCUUUCCUGUAAAUUCCUUAGACAUUUAGUUUGAGGAGGAACCUCCACAUUUGCCCCAACAUUUAAUUUUUAGUGACAUUUUGUGGCAAUUUUUAUUCAGAGUGAGCAGGAUUAAUGUGUAGAGCUGUGAACUAUCAUUAUGAAUCUCUCAAUUUCCGAUCUGUGUUGUUUUCACAUUUUUUACUCAUAAUUCUCUUCCAUUUCUGUGACGAUAAUUCUCCUUCAAAAUAUGAAUUUAGAGGAUAUUUUAAUGUGUAUUUUAAUACAUAAUCAGGCAGUGCAAUCCAAUACAUAUCGACUCAGAAGUAAGUCCCUCUCCGUUCACUGGGACUUACUCCCAGGUAAUUUGUUAGGACCUAGUUUAGAGAGACAAUUUCCCUGAGUGUGGCUUCUCUGGAGAGCCAGUGUGGUGUAGUGGUUAAGAGUGGUAGAUUUGUAAUCUGGGGAACCAGGUUCGCGUCUCCGCUCCUCCACAUGCAGCUGCUGAGUGACCUUGGGCUAGUCACACUUCUUUGAAGUCUCUCAGCCCCACUCAUCUCACAGGGUGUUUGUUGUGGGGGAGGAAGGGAAAGGAGACUGUUAGCCGCUUUGAGACUCCUUCGGGUAGUGAUAAAGCGGGAUAUCAAAUCUGAACUCUUCUUCUUCCUCUUCUUCUUCUUCUUCUUCUUCUUCUUCUUCUCAUCCUCACAUAACAAGCUCCACUUGCAAGCAUUAGACUCCAUCUCCCAUCAGCUUCAUCUAGCAUGGCCAGUGUUUAGGAAUGAUGGGAGUCCAACAACCUCUGGAGGGUAGCAGUUGGCUACUCCUGCUAUAAAUAAAUAAAUAUGGAAGUGGGAGGGUUGACAUAAUGAAACUGAGCCCAGUGAGGAUAUAUCCAACAGCCAAGGCACACCCGCUAAGCUCAAAACCUAUGAAGAGCGUAGACAAAUAGACCUAAGUGCAGAUUAUCCUACAGAUAAGAGUUGGGAUGAAGGGUUAUUGUGGGGCGCCAUCCCAUGUUAGAUAUUAUUUUUUUGAACUUGUAAGUUCAUGCCAUUAUGUUUUACAAAAAGGUGGGAGAUCUUAUCUACAUAAAUUUUUUCCAUUUCCUUUUCUUGGCUUAAAUGCUCAUUCUUUCCUUCACCUCUUUCCAGGUUGCUGUGGUUGGAGGUUGCUUUACAGCUACGGUACAAGUUGCACCAGAGAAGGGGCAUGGGAAUUGAAAUCUGCUGUUUCUCCAUCACGGAGUCCAGAGGUAAGCCCUGUGAAAUGAACCCCCAGACAUUAUUUCUCAAUAAGGUAAUGUAUUCCUCUGAGGGGCUCAGACAAAGAGCUCAAUUUAUGAACGCUCUGGAAUUCCUAAAAAUAAAUAUCCUGAAACCUUUGAAGAGAGGAUUGCUUCUUAUUUAGAUUAUAUAUGUUCAUGAAAAGUCUGAAACGGAGAUUUUUGCCUGCUAUAUAUCCUCAUUUUUAACACUUUAAUGGACACGGCAGCCUUCUGGAGAUAUUUUGGUCUGCUGGGGCAGGACGUCAUGGACAUUUUUGUGUGUGAAUUGCAUGUUGUAAAGCAGGGAAUGCACAGAUUCUUAAGUGGCCUUCACUUCAGCCACCUUUCUGAGCCCAGGGGCACACUUCUGGUCCCCUACAUAAACGUAAAACCCUGAGUGAAAAUGCUGGACUACUGUCUCGGAAUAACACAAAGCAUAUACUGGAAUGUUGUAUAUUGACAGAAGUGACUUGCAUCACACUGCCUUGGACUUUUGCCAGACUAGACCAGCCCAGAAGGAGAAACUGCACUCUCCCUGCUGUCCAUCACAGACAACCCUGGUAAGGCCAGCUUCUGCAUACCGAGACGCCAACUGCACAUGGCAUCAGUAGACAUCCAUGAUUGAUCUGCUGGCGUUUCCUUCAUUGUACAUUGCCGCUUUGGAGAGUUGCAAAUGUGAUUGCAGUAGUGGUGCUGUGGCAAGGGAUCAUUAACCCUUUCCUCAAGGCUUCCCACUUCCCGCGCAUCGUUCGCACCUCAGCAGAACACUAGUAACAGAAGCAGACAAUUGGCAGCACACAUCCUUGCAGGAGUUUGAAAUGCUGACCUCCUUAUCCUGUUACAGUCCUUUGAGCUAUGAACUAUGACUGUGGCUAAGGAACAAAUUUGUAUAUUGCCUUUCAUCCACAGAUUUCAGGGCAGCUCACAACAAACCAAUAAUCCCCCCCACUUCCUCCAACAUUUUUAAAAGUCAAUCAGCCAAAGUCCUGAUUAAAGAGGAACAUUUUUGCCUCUCUUUCUCUCUAUCUGUCUGUAUCCCUGGACCCGGAGAUUAAAAAGAAAACAUUAGGCUGAGUCUUUUUUCUGAAUGGUUGGCAACCCUCAAUGCAUGCAGAGGCCUGGAGCCCUUCUGAAUUAGUGUGGGUGAAGGAGAAUAAGGGCAGCAAAGUCUUAGCUUUGCUGCUUGUCCAAAUGUCAGCCUUCAUCCUCCAUUUUUAAAAAAAUCAGCCCGCAGCUGCUUUGAAGCCCACAAAAUCAAGACUUCAACAAGCAAGUCUUUUAUAAGUUUAUCUGUCUCCUACACAAAUUCAGGUCUGACCUGCAUUACUUAAUCUAGCAAAAUAUUCCACAGUCCCCUGCUUUCCUGUAUGCGACUAUGCAGUAAUGCAAAACAUCUGUGGAAAGGGAGGAAAAGCAGAGAUGCCUACAAGGCACAUGAAGCGGGGGAAGAAGAAGAAGAAAAAGUGGGGGAAGGAGCAGCUUUUUGCUACUUGGAGCAAUUUGGCAGGAAGUCCAGUUGGGAUUUUGGUAACUGAUUCUUCAGGACUGCAGGAAGGACAUAGCCAGAGAAAGCAUUUCAGGGACCUGCUUGUAAAAUAAGAGAAAUGAAUAAAAACACAGCAGAAGUAAUAAAGCAGGAGAAGUGACAAGAUGGAAAUCAGACAAAGCAAAGCUGGGGGUCAUAAGUUUUGGCUUGGGAUUGAAAAGCACACAGCAGCCACUGCUGAGAUCUUCCCCCCAAGCAUGAGAAGCAUAGGGUGAAGCAAAAGCCGCCUUUCUUCUCACUAAGAAUUGCCUUCUUAUAGGAAGUGGAAACACCAAGUAAAAAAGCAUGGAGUGAAUGAUCUUAAGUGGAGCCCUCUUUCUGAAGAUUGGUGGGCAGAUCCUAUCGCGUAUGCUCUGCUGAAGAAAACAGGAGGGCACCUCUCAGUGCUUUUGUGAAAUAGUGGCCAAGCCAGCUUGCACAUUGCAUCUGAUCUGGCUGCUUAUUUUUCUCUUGUCUUCACCGCACAUGCGGAGUAUCCUUAUGAGAACUAUGUGACAUGUGGACUGGAAUUCGCUGUCAGGCCCUCCUCAUGUUCAACAAGCUUCAGUUGAAUCAUGUAUACAAAAUAAUAACAACAAGCCACACAACACUUUCUUUGUCUUGCUGCACUAGCAUUACUGAGUAAUGGCACCCAGGGUAGCAGCAAUGCCAUCUCAGAUCUUAAUGGCUAUCAGCUCUGAACUCUAUGGGAUGAAGUAAGAUGGUUGCAUUUAGGGAUGCGUUCUGAGGUACAGAAAAUCUGCCCCCAUCCUAGACAGGACACCCAGGCUAGGCUGCUGGAACUGUCUUGCAAUAUUCAGUCUUCUUUUAUUGGUAAUAACCUUCUGCCACCUGAAAUGUUGGCAGGACUAACUCCACUCUAGAGUAAACAUACCAAAUGUUUCUUCUACCAGAGAUGCUAACUUCUCUCUUUUGCUUUCUUAUAAAGCACAUUUUAAAUGUUAUUUAUUUAAGAACUUUUAUAGACUGCUAUGAAACGUCUCUAACAUAACACCAUGCAAAAUCUUUUCUUGAAAAAUACAGACCCCAAUCAAUCAAAAGUUUAUUGGCCAAAGGCCAUAACAAUUUCACCAUUAUAAUUUGCCACACUGCAAAUCAUAACCUACAGCAUACGGCAAUUACAUAAAACAAGGGAUCAGUGAUUUGAAGAAAGGGCGUCAGCCUUCAUAAAUAUUAUCUGCUAGCUCAAACCUAGCUUAACUUCUGUUAGACCAGGCAUAGGCAAACUCGGCCCUCCAGAUGUUUUGGGACUACAAUUCCCAUCAUCCCUGACCACCGGUCCUGUUAGCUAGGGAUGAUGGGAGUUGUAGUCCCAAAACAUCUGGAGGGCCGAGUUUGCCUAUGCCUGCGUUAGACCUCUGGAUCUCCUGUGCAACUUAUUGCAAUACUGUCUCUCUCUCUCUUUCUAAUCUUACUUGAAGCCAUAAAUAAAUAUAGAAUCAUUGAAUUGUAGAGUUAGAAGGGACCCUGAGGAUCAUCUAGUCCAACCCUCUGCAAUGCAGUAAAAUGCAGCUGUCCCAUACAAGGAUUGAACCUGCAGUCUGGGCAUUAUCAGCACCACACUCUAACCAACUAAGCUAUCCAUGCUCUGAUACGCACAGUGAUACAAUCAACAAAGUUUAAAAGCAAUGUGUAUAUAGUGAAAUUAUUUUUUAAAAAUACUGAUAAAAUCAACAGAAUUUAAAAAUCAGUAAGCACAAUAAAAGCCCAUGCUUGGAUAGGCUUGCCAAAACAAAAAAGUUUUUAGCAGGCAUCUAUCCACUGUGGUUCUUUGCAGACAAGUCUUAUGACUUUGAUUUGGUUGCCUGGGGCAUAUGAAUGAGAGUAUAACACCUCCUGCAGCAGUCAUUUCUACAAAUGCUUUCUCAAAGUGGUCCUUGAAUGGCCCGGAAGGCCACCCCUUCUUUUGUACUUGGACUGGAAAAAAGGAACAGAGGUUCUAGCAUCAUGUCAUAGGGAGCUCUGCAGAUAAACGCCAGAAGAGCUCAAAGAGCAGGUGACAGAAGAGAAUCUCCCUUUGCAAACUCUGUUAUGUACUGUCAAUAGAAGGGAAAACUCAAAAGAGAAAGCAUAAUUACCGUAUUUGCCACUUUCCGCUAAUGGUCUGAAAUGAGCACACCUCCUAUCAAUUUGUUAUUUUCUUUCCCCAGACUUUCACACAGAGCUUGAAGCUCAGUGGACAUAAAGAAACAAGCUGGAAGAGAAAGGAAGGAACUUCAAAAUGA
Messenger RNA from Podarcis lilfordi (Lilford's wall lizard), 18257 nucleotides. The record is from the annotation of a GenBank genome assembly. Lineage: Eukaryota; Metazoa; Chordata; Lepidosauria; Squamata; Lacertidae.